Molecule: messenger RNA, 309 nt
Organism: Ascochyta rabiei
Lineage: Eukaryota; Fungi; Ascomycota; Dothideomycetes; Pleosporales; Didymellaceae
Product: Glutaredoxin
Exons: 2
Coding region: 1-309 (102 amino acids)
Biological process (GO): cellular response to oxidative stress
Cellular component (GO): nucleus; cytoplasm
Molecular function (GO): glutathione disulfide oxidoreductase activity
Source: RefSeq, a predicted model, not a curated record
AUGUCCGCCACAAAGACAAAAGUCCAGUCCAUCAUCGACGAGAACCCCGUCGCCGUCUUCUCCAAGUCGUACUGCCCCUACUGCCGCCAGGCCAAGCAGCUGCUGAGCGACAAGGGCGCAAAGUUCUACGCUAUUGAGCUGGACCAAGUCGAUGAUGGCUCAGCCAUCCAGUCUGCGCUCGCCGACCUGACCGGCCAGUCUACCGUGCCCAACAUCUUCAUCGCGAAGCAGCACAUCGGCGGCAACUCGGACCUCCAAGCAAAGAAGGGCGAGUUGGUCAACCUGCUUAAGGACGCUGGUGCUGUUUGA